Molecule: messenger RNA, 3208 nt
Organism: Vespa crabro (European hornet)
Lineage: Eukaryota; Metazoa; Arthropoda; Insecta; Hymenoptera; Vespidae
Gene: Dok
Product: docking protein 3
Exons: 3
Coding region: 387-2081 (564 amino acids)
Biological process (GO): positive regulation of MAPK cascade; cell surface receptor protein tyrosine kinase signaling pathway
Cellular component (GO): cytoplasm
Source: RefSeq, a predicted model, not a curated record
GCUCUCGGGUACGCGGAAAAGCGCUUUCGGAUCGCAAAUACGGACGUCGGAGUGCGAUAUCGAAGAAACGAGAUCGAAACGUUCUCUCGUGAGAUGUCAAGCACCACGCGUCGUUAUGAUGGGUUGAGUGUCAUCCUCAAUAGCGAGAGCCUUUACGAGACUGUCAGAUUUAGCGAGACAACGACGUGUCUUCGCACGAGGGGCCAUCUCCUCGCAGUGAGAGGAAAAGAAAAAGCGUGCUGUGCAUCGAGUGAAAGUAAGAAAAGCACUCUUUUCCUUCGUGAAAAGCGACACAAAGAACAAAGGAUCGCGACGUGGACAUACCGUUUUUCCAUAAUCGAUCAAACCAAGCCACGAGAUCGUCAAUCGAUGUUCAAUUGCGAGCAAUGGAGCCCGAGAUACCUUUGAUACAGGGGAUUCUUCUUCUACCGCCUCAAGGAGUGUUAGGACAACUCAAGAAAUCGUGGCACAAAAGAUUUUGUCAACUCUUUAAGGCAAGUAAUUAUGGAAUUGAACGUCUUGAGAUAUAUGAUAAUCAUGAAGAAGCAAUAUUGCAAUUACAUUCUCCUCGUAUUGUUACUUUGGAAGCUUGUGUUAAAAUUGCACCCAGUAACCAUUCACACGUAUUUACUGUGGUUACAAAGUCAGGCGUACAUUACUUUGGAUGUUGUUCGGUAGCAGAUAUGUGCCGGUGGAUCAGUGCAUUCCAAUUAGUUGCAUUUAAGGAUAAGUUAUCGAAACAAACAAUAGAAGAAAAUACAGACUUAUACUGUACAAGUGGUGAAGGAGUAUUUUCUGUUAAGGUAGUAGAGACAGACGCAUCUAAGCGUUGUGGUUUAGAAACAAGAACUUAUACCUUGGUAGUUGCUGCUGUUGAUAUUAAAUUGAUGGAUGGGGAUGUAGUCUUAUUCACAUGGCCUUACAGAUAUAUUAGAAGAUAUGGAUAUAGAGAUGGAAAGUUCACCUUUGAAGCUGGAAGAAAAUGUGAAUCUGGAGAAGGUUCUUUUUGUUUGGAGCAUGGUAGCCAGCAAGAAAUCUUUCGUUGCAUGUAUUCAAAGAUGAAAUCUAUGAAAAAAUUACUAAAUGGAGACAAUAGCCCGAACAUAGAAUGCAAUGACACUCAAUAUCAUGCUGCUUUAUCUAUGGAAGCUGGCUCCAGAUCGCCAUUGCCUCCUUCUCCAAAUAGCUCUGCAAAUUUAAUAGAUAUAGAUUUUUCUGCUAUAACUCCAAAUUCUCAAAAACAGUUAAAUUCAUCUUCUAGUUCAGAUUCAACUCCUGUUUCAAGACCUUCUCCACCAAUCAUCAAACCAAAGCCCGCAAAACCACCACGCAAGAACAUAUUUACAGGUUUACUAGACAAAAAAAAUAUCGAUGUGGAAACACUUGAUUUCUCUAAUUCCAGUGAACAAAAACACUUCAGUAGUACUAAUUCACCAGAAUCAUCACAAAAAAGUGUGAAUAGCUCUAUACUAGAAGAAGAAAAACAUUCCUAUGAUUUAGUAGAAGUUCGAAAUGAUGCUUGGAAGACUCAUGGUACAGACAACAUACAUCACACGGAAAGAUACAAUCCUUCUUUAAUUAGGAAUAAUAAAGAUAAAGAAAAUAAUGAGGAUAGCCAGUACGAGAUGAUGAUGCCUGUUAACACAUCUCAGAAUUCAUCCAAAAAUAAAAGCAAUACUAGUGAAGUAAUUAGUAUUUCUUCAUCUAUAUUUCAUACAUCUUGUAAAAUGUCUGAGGCAUCCGAUUAUGAUGAACUACAAAAUUUUGGCUCAGCAUCUAAACUUAUUCCAAUAUCCACGCAAAAAAUUUCAACUGUAUCUUCAACAACUCAAAAUACACAUAGUACAACUCAAAUUACAGUAUCAAAUUCUACCGCCGAUUCGAAUGCGACGUGGUCCAAUUAUGAUAUCGUUGAAGAUAUUUCUACUGUUAGAUUAGCAGAUGACAGUCAUCUUGGAUACGCUGUUAUUAGAAAAAAAACUCCUUCUGAAUCAACUUCCAUUAAUACGAAUAUGGGACCAAAGCCUAAAGUUUACAAUGAUGGUGAAUACGCGAUUGUAUCGAAACCAAAAAGGGUAUGAAGCCUCCAAAAAUUUUAUUCAUCCUAAUAUAAAACAUGAAAUAAGUGAAUGAAUUAUUUUAAAGUUGUCACAAUUUACAUUUUUUAAAUAUAUGAAAUAAGAGAAGACAUAUUUUAGUUUGUACAAUCAUUAAGAAAGCAUUCCUUUUUUUUUUAAAGAAAAUUAAGACAAAUAUUGAACACAAAUUUUUUAUAUUAAUUCAUCAUUAAUAUGUCAAGUUAAAAUAAUUUGUUUACACGAACUAUUAAUACUGAUAUUACAGAAUUCCUAUGAUGAUUAUUAAUACGCUAGUCUUCCUGACCAUUGUCAACAUGUAGGAAUUACUUUGAAAGUAAGAGUAGAUUAUUUUAAAUAUUUGUGUAAGUUGACAUAUAAUGGGUUUCUUUUAUUUGUAUAAAGCAUGACUGAUUCAGACAUGGUGCCUUCGAUAAUGCUAUAAAAGAAAUAAUUAUAUUUGAAAUAUAUUAUAGUACACUCAUUCCAAUUCUUAUGAAUUUAUAUAUUAAAAUGAGAUAACUUUUGGACAUGUGCCUUAGUAUACUUAGGUUUUAAACUGUCUUUAUUACAUUUAUCACAUGAUAUUGUACAUCCAUCUUCAAAAAUGUUAUUUAUGAAACAAAAGGCAUUAACUUAUUUUUAUAUGCCUAUGUUAUAAAAAAAUCAAGAUAAUCCUCUUCAAAGAUCCAUAGUUUAUAUGUAUUAUCUAUAUUAAAUAAAAAUAUAUUAACGUAGGACAAUUUCAAUAAACAAAAGAUUUAAUCGAUUUAAGUCUGUGAAAUAUGUAUACAUGAACAAAUUUCUCAUGUGCCAAGUAAAAAUCUGCCAUGCUUUGAAAUAUUUAUAAAUUUUAGAUAUAGAUUUUUUAAAAGAUAAUACUAAAAAUUAUUGCAAAUAAUAAUUUGUUAAUGUAUACACAAUCUUAAUAUAAUUAUAUAAAGGAUGAUGUUGAGAAGCUGAAGGCAUUCUUUAGAUCAUUAUUUCUAAAAUAUCUUAAGAAGAAUAUAAAUGGAUAACUUUGUAAUAUUAAUAAAAAUUUAGAACAUACUUUAAAUAUAUAUACAAAAGUUAGAAAUUUAUCAUGCAACAGAAAAUGUACAUAUAAAAUAAAUUUAUAGUAAAGUCUUAAA